Molecule: messenger RNA, 1370 nt
Organism: Colletotrichum navitas
Lineage: Eukaryota; Fungi; Ascomycota; Sordariomycetes; Glomerellales; Glomerellaceae
Exons: 4
Coding region: 278-1135 (285 amino acids)
Source: RefSeq, a predicted model, not a curated record
CCCCCCUCCGCUAAGUGGAUUUGGCGAUUCUGAGCCGUAAUACACCUGAGAAGGCUAUAUACAGAAGAAAUCGUCUUGAAACGAUUGAAUUUAACUGUGAAAGAGAUAAUCGUCCGAAAAGGUGGGCUCUGAUUAGCCGAUUAACCGGCCAGCCCAGCGCCUGCCUUCUUUGAUAUUAUCUCCUUCUUCUAGGCCAGCAAGAGAGCCACUUUUUCCCUCUUCUUUUUCUUCUUCUUCAUCAACAACAACAACAACGAAAACAACAGCAAAAACAACCAUGCCUCCCAAAAGAAACGAGGAAGCCACACGCGCUCGCACUGCUGCAGCGCGUGCGGCGUCGCUUGCAAAGCGCAAGCAACAGCGCGGGGGUAAGCAGGGGGGCGGCGGUCCCUCCGAUCCCCCUGGUGACCAGCCCGUGGCCCCUCCCUCCCCCAGUGCCCUGGCCUGCGGCCGACAAGUCUUCGAGGAGUCCCUCCGGCGGGAUACUCAGGCUCAAGCCAAGAUCGCAGCCAAGUGCCCGUCAGAGGACAAGGAGGAGGACAAGGGCAAGAAGAAGGUCGCUCAGGACAGGACCCCCGAGCCUGCCCUAAAGAGGGUCGAGUGUAUGAGGUGCCUUGCAAGCGCGCUUCAUGGUGACUCUUCAGGGUGGUGCGAGCCGGCGGUUGGUAGCCGGUCCCGAAAGUGUAAGCGAUGCGCCAUUGGCAAGGUGCCUUGCGUCACUAUACUGGAGGGAUCUGAGCUCCGCCGUUUGGCAGGGGAGUUCUUGGCCGCGAAGCGUGGCAACAGUGCUCCCAGUAUCCUUAGCCGAGCAACUAGCGCGUUGCGAAGCCGUAUCGCCUUCGAGGCCAGUCUCCCUCACGGGGAUCCUCGAGUCGGUACACAGAGGAGCGACGAGGUGGCGUCAGUAACGCUUAACCCCCAGGCACCGCCUCAGGGCGUGUUUGGUGGUGGAUCCGCUGCGAACACGUCGGUCAGCGCAGCGGCGUCUGUUGCCGUUGCGAACGAGGGUCAAGCGGCUGCCAUUCGCUCCGCGAUUGACGCCCUCGUAGGUGGCUCGCUCCCCGCGGGGCAGCUGCCCGCGUACCAGGUCUUAAUGGACCAGUACACGGCUCUUAUGAGAGGAAGUAGGUGCUGAAUUUAAAUAGAUUCGUUUGUGGGCUCCCGGUCGGAGCGGCGGAAGGCUGCGCGAUCUCUUGAAGACAUCGCGACACAGCCCAUUCUCAUUCGGUUUAGAUUUAUCAAUUUCAAGCGCUGCAUCGCCCGUUGGCUUCUUCUCCUCGGCGGCUUUGAGAUAUUGGAGGGUCCGAAGUUUGAAGAGACUACUGUGCACCAAUUGCGACAAAAGCUUGCUUUCCAGAAACCGAGUGUUA